Molecule: messenger RNA, 4490 nt
Organism: Mauremys reevesii (Reeves's turtle)
Lineage: Eukaryota; Metazoa; Chordata; Testudines; Geoemydidae
Gene: RHOH
Product: ras homolog family member H
Exons: 4
Coding region: 769-1344 (191 amino acids)
Biological process (GO): small GTPase-mediated signal transduction
Molecular function (GO): GTP binding; GTPase activity
Source: RefSeq, a predicted model, not a curated record
UGCAGCUACAGACUAACACGGCUGCUACUCUGAAACCUGUCACUAUGCAAGACAGAGAAAUCUUUAUGCAUCAGGGCCUUGCUGUGUCCCUCCCCCUCUCCUUCUCUGAGUAGGUUUUACAUGUACAUUCUGGAGUCAUCACAGAGAGAAUAGGACACACAAACCCACAGCAAAACCCACACAGGCAGAGCUGAGAACUCUUCAGGAAGCUGACUUGAACUAAACCACUCGCUUAUUUUUCAUCACAUUACGUCUGGCUCUGCUGCCCCAUCACCAGAUGAACUAAACUCAGUCUCUUACACCGGGCUUAUUUGGAAGUGCUGUUUCCAUUAGUACAAGGCAUAGGAGUGGGGCUGUGACCAUCUGGAGGAGGCCGUCUUUUACACAAUUUGUCCUAAGGAAAAUAUUUUCAGAGUGGAAAGCAUAGAACAAAAAGGUGUUACAGCUGAGGAUGGGAAACAAAGGCUAUUUUAUCCAAUAUACAGUGUACCAGAACAAUUUUACAUGGCACAAUGGAUGAAGUUCACCCCUAUUCAGGAAGCUCGUUUUACUCAGUGAAGCAUUCAGCUGAUAGCAUCACCCAGUUGUGUGGGAGAGAAGGGGAUUUUGUACUCAAGUGAAACUCUCGGGUCUUGAGAAAUUAAAGAAUCUGGAUGAAUUCCUACUGAAUGGAGAUUAUUUCAAAAGGUCCCUGAGAACUCUCUUUUUCUCUACGGCUCCUGCUCUUGCUGAGCUGAAACGUUGUGUUUUGAGGUGGAAUUUGAGAAAAUGCUGGAUUCAAUCAAGUGCGUGCUGGUGGGAGAUACCGCUGUGGGGAAAACAUCACUCUUGGUACGUUUCACCUCUGAGACUUUUCCCGAUACCUACAAGCCCACAGUGUAUGAAAACACAGGGGUGGAUGUCUUCAUGGAUGGUGUCCAGAUUAGCCUAGGCCUUUGGGACACAGCAGGCAGUGAUGCCUUCAAAGGCAUCCGCCCCAUCUCAUACCAACAGGCUGACGUGGUGUUAAUGUGCUAUUCAGUGGCCAACCACAACUCCUUUUUAAACCUGAGGAAUAAAUGGAUUGGUGAGAUCAGAAGCCAUUUACCUCGAAUCCCCGUUUUAGUGGUGGCCACUCAAACUGACCAGCGGGAAACAGGACCCCAUCACUUGUCCUGCAUCAGCUCAGUUGAUGGGAAGCGAUUGGCCCGGGAGGUCCGAGCUAAAGGCUACUUGGAGUGCUCUGCUCUCAGCAACAGGGGAGUGCAGCAGGUGUUUGAGUAUGCAGUCCGGACUGCAGUCAAUCAAGCCCGAAAACAGACGAGAAGGCAACUCUUCUCCGUUAAUGAGUGCAGGAUCUUUUGAAGUCCCUUUAUUACUCUAUUAGCCGCAUUACUUCUUCCCCUGAACAGAAGUACAUCAGCAUAGAAAAUGGAAGGUGAGCCAAGGCAGGACCUCUGGUAGGAUCACCAUGCUAGUGUUCCUGAUGGGCCAGAUGUACUUGCUACCUGACUUGGCUUUUCCCUUUCCAUUAAUAAUGCCUUUGAACAUGAAAAGUGCAGCUAACUCUCCUUUCUCCACAAAACUGUAAAUGAGCUAAUUUACUCUAGGCUGCCUGGUCACAGAGGACUGGAGUGAGCCUGAACUGGAGACUUAUGGAUAAUAUCUGUGUUCUUUAAUUUUUCAUUUCUAUUGUUGGUUUAUUUGUCUGCACUUAUUUAAUGAUAGAAGGCCUCUGCUUUGCCUGAAAUUCCUGCUGACGUAACUUCCCAUGCUGAGUUUUUGACUCUAAGAACUUUGUAUAUAUAAUCUGAUCAUUGUAUAUUUAAUUUAAAAAGCCAGUUGUACAUUUUGUUUUAAACUCCUCUAAUAUAGUUUGUUUUCUCUAGCUAACCACAAAUGCAAACUGUCAUAUCUGUGAAACAGUCUCCUAGGACCAAACUCUUGCGGUUCUUAUUGACGUAAAGCCCCCAAUACAGUAUGUUAGCAAUGGGGGUGAGGGCUGGAAUACUGGGGAUCAUUAAUGGAACAGAAUCUUUCACCUUUGCUGGUUCAAAUCCAACUUACCCAGUCUGGAAGUGACCAAAAAUUAUUGAUAGUUGAUCUGUGUCUUACAUAAUAUUUAUUUUAUCGCCUCAGCCCAGUUCCCAGCAGACUGAUGACUAAAUCGGAAAACCUGCCAAACUUGGCAUUUGGUGACUGUCUCAGCAAAGAGGUCAAAGACUGAAUGGGCCAGAGGAGACUGACGUGCUCUCUCAUUCCUAGAGGUGCUGGCUCCCAGAUAGAACUUUUAGGCUCCCGGAUGGGACAGUGCAGGGAUGCUCACAUCAUCAGGCAAUGUGCUGCCCCUGAUCUGCUGGCAGAAGAUUUCAGUCUCCAGGGAUGACAGACAUUUUUCAUAAGCACUAAAAUUCUCACUCACAUUUUUUUAAUGAACAUUUUUCUGAACAGAGGUUUUGUUGAAACCAAUAAUCUCACAUAUUAAGGGUAAUCAAAUACAUGGUGACAUUGAAUUGAUAUAAAUUGAAUCCGCAACAAACAAUCUCUGGAACUGGGAAGCCAAGUGUAAUUACUUUGGAUUUCUGCAAGAUAUAAUUCAAUAUCCUUUACUUACCAGAGGAGACUAACAAUAUUUAGGAUCAAAUCCUUGGGGUUAGAUUAUGCCCCUGCAGAGAAAACCUGCAUAUGGGUUUGCAUGGGAUAAAUCUACUGGGGGCAAAGGUGGGCUUUGCCCCCCUUUCAGGAUGGCAGUCAUUCAACACACACAACCUGUGGAUUCUCUGAGAUAUGCACUGGUCUCACUGGGAAUCAGGGCCUUUUGUGCCGCCACACCCCUGUGACUCUUGCCCCAUACAGGGGUUCUGGAACAAUGUGUAUAGUGGGGGUGCUGAGAGCCAUUGAACCAAACUGUAAACCCUCUAUAUAGUGGAAACAACUUCGAGCCAGGGGGUGCAGCAGCACUCCCAACAGCCCUAGUUCCAGCACCUAUGACCCCAUGCAUAGGGCUUUCCCUGCCCACGGCAGCCUUCCAGGGGGUUCCACAGCGCAGUUGGGCACUGCACAAAACUUAACACAACCUUAGGUUGUGGGGGCUUUACAAAGGAUGCCCUGUGGUUGCCAGGAUAGAUGUGUGUGGGGAGAUAGAUUAGUCACGUACGCAGUGCACCCAGCCCUCUCCUUUCCACCUCUAGCUCAACCCAUCCCUUUCUGCUCUCUGUAGGGUCUGAGGAGAUGGUGCCACGGAAGGCAACACUUCCCCAUUCUGUAGGAGUAAGGAUCCUCUUUACACAUGGAUCCUGGGAGAAAGAUCUGUCUCUGUUCUCACUGAGUCCUUAUUUGGGCAAACUCCUGCUAGCAUUUGGAUGGGCGUGUGGGUGUAAUAACUUGUCUGAUUCAAAACUGAGUAAGAACCUCAGGACUUUGACUUACUGUUUUUAGACACCUCCAGUGCUGGGUGGGUCUGUCUUCCUUAGCAAGCAAAUUGUAGUUCAAAUAUAGCUAUGGUUCUCACCUGGGGAAUGAACUGGGUACCCUCAGGGUGCUGCUCCCAUGCUGGUAGGCUAUCAGAGUUUCUCUAAAGAGAACUUAGCAAAUUAAGUCCUGCUCUUCCCAGCAAUUGCAGACAUGAACUCGCAUGAGACAAAAUAAUGAUGGUUAUUGUUUAUAUGGUGCUCCGAAGCAUACUAGGUGCCCUCUAGAACAAUUUAAGACAUGACUCAGUGAGUGUGAGUAGCAAACAAUAGAGCAGGAAUUGAGGGUUGAAAGAGGAAGGGUUCCAUAAUGAGAUCCCAUGGUUACUUAGUUUUGGUAUCAGCCAAUUGCUUGUAUAUUACCUGCCUCUUGGAAUUGUAGCUAAGUAGGAGCAAUGGGCAGAGUCAUACACUGUGGUUUAAACACUGAGUUCAGUGGGACUAUUCCUAUGAAUAAAAUUACUAAUGUGAGCAAAUGUUUCCAGGGUAUGCCCUUGAACUGCAAGUGGGCACAAAGCACUUGAAGUGUUUAUUACACCAUUGAGUCCCAGGCUGAUAAACAUUUACGUCUACUGUAAACUUUCCAGUGUGCUCUCAAGGGAGACCCUUUCAUUACAAACAAGUACUGGGUUCAUACGGGUCAUUUAUACUUGUUUUAAAUCCUUUCAAACUCUUGCACCCAGGAUCACAGCAGAGGGGCUCCAGUCAGUUCUCAGCUUACCUGUAUUCCUCUCUUAAGUUCCGCCACCUCUGUCUGCAAAAUUUUAGGCACAAAGUGCAAGCCCAUUGCCUAGAGAAACACUAAAAACUAGCCUAUUAGUAAAUGAAUUUGAACUCAGUGGGACUCCUCACAUGAGUAACAUCAUUCAGAUGCACAGAUGUUUGCAGGAUGAGGUCCUCGAUGAAAACCCUUUAGCCUUGGCAACCACCAUGGUUUUUUUUUCCUUAUCAAAUCUUAUAUUCCUUCAUUACUGAAAACUGUGUUUUCUGUAAGCCUAACUAAAGAUUAACGAUUGUUAAUGUCAUGAACAUUAAAAAAUG